AUGCUCAACCCCAAUAUUCUUCUCCAGUCCACGCGCAAUUUUGCAACCAAAGCUGCGACUGGCCAUUGGCUUGCAAGUGUACCCAUGGGCCCUGCUGAUCCUAUUCUCGGUCUUACUGAGCGCUUUAACAAGGACACGGACUCGCGCAAGAUAUCACUUGGUGUAGGUGCUUACCGUGACGAUGACAACAAGCCAUAUGUGCUACCAUCAGUGUUAGAGGCCGAGAAGCGUAUUAUGGCGGCUGGCAAGAACAAGGAGUACGCGGGUAUUGCCGGCAUGAAGAAUUUUGUGGACCUUUCGCUGCAGUUUGCCUAUGGGGAGGACAGUGAGGCUUUAAAGGAGGGCCGCAUCACUGGCGUGCAGACCAUCUCUGGCACGGGCGGUGUGCGUCUUGCUGGUGAGUUCUUCUCCAAAUUUUUGGGAAAAAACACUCCCGUGUACUUGCCCAACCCGACGUGGGGCAACCACAUUCCUAUUAUGGAGAAUGCCGGUAUGGAAGUGCGUCGCUACACGUAUUACGAGCCUGCAUCACGUGGCUUGGACUUCUCCGGUCUCAUGAACGACGUGAAGGGGGCUCCCGAAGGAUCAGUCUUCUUGCUGCACGCUUGCGCGCACAACCCCACGGGUGUGGACCCUACGAUUGAGCAAUGGAAGCAGAUUGCUGACGUCAUGAAGGCCAAGAAGCACGUUCCGUUCUUUGACUGCGCUUACCAGGGCUUUGCCUCGGGCGACGCUACGCGUGACGCUGCUGCUAUUCGCCACUUUGUCAAGGAGGGUCACAACAUUUUUCUGUCGCAGUCAUACGCCAAGAACUUUGGUCUUUAUGGUGAGCGUGUGGGUGCUCUGAGCGUCGUCACCGCCAGCAAGGAGGAGGCCGAGCGUGUGCAGUCUCAGCUCAAAAUUAUCAUCCGCCCAAUGUAUUCGAACCCGCCUAUUCACGGCGCACUGAUCGUGUCCAUGAUUCUAUCGGACGAUCAGCUUAAAAAGCAGUGGUACAGCGAGUGCAAGGGCAUGGCUGACCGCAUUAUCUCCAUGCGCACGGCGCUUCGCUCAGCUAUUGAGAAGAUAGAUGAGGCCAACGGAGUCAAAUCGGACUGGCGCCACAUUACGGACCAGAUUGGCAUGUUUUGCUACACCGGACUAACGGAGGCCCAGGUGAUGCGCAUGAUUGAAAAACACCAUAUCUAUUUGACCAAGGAUGGUCGCGUGAGCAUGGCAGGUGUGACGACUAAGAACGUUGAGUACAUUGCACAGUCGAUUGCGGAGGUCGCGCAAAAUGCCUAA
This is a messenger RNA of Peronospora belbahrii, 1284 nucleotides long. The record is from the annotation of a GenBank genome assembly. Lineage: Eukaryota; Oomycota; Peronosporomycetes; Peronosporales; Peronosporaceae.